This is a messenger RNA of Histoplasma mississippiense, 1458 nucleotides long. RefSeq lists its product with no specific name. Gene Ontology annotation, biological process: secondary metabolic process. Bases 1 to 1458 code for a protein of 485 amino acids. The transcript has 4 exons. The record is from RefSeq and is a predicted model, not a curated record. Gene Ontology annotation, molecular function: CoA-ligase activity. NCBI's taxonomy places the organism in Eukaryota, Fungi, Ascomycota, Eurotiomycetes, Onygenales, Ajellomycetaceae.
AUGGCCGCUAAGCUCAUGCAGCUCUGGUACCAAGCUCAUAAAAACGCCCAGUUUAUUCAUGGUAUUCAAAAUGUCACAGAGGAUACGGUAGUGUUGAUCUAUUUCGGUAAUCAUGAACAAAAUAUUAUAUGGCUCUGGUCCGUGGUGUCACUGUUCAAAGAGCCACUUAUUCUCACGUCGGCCCGCCUGGCUUAUGAGUUUCUGAAUAUCGACGGACUUAAUAUUAUCACAGUCGAAAACCUCGUCAGCACUCUUCCAAAUGUAGUCGACUGUGUUUCCAGGGCAAACUUCGGUCACAGAAAAGCACCAGAGGAUGCGGCAAUCCUCAUGUUCACAUCAGGCAGUACUGGAAGUGCAAAGGCCGUGGUUUUGGGAAACAGCCAAAUUAAGGCUGCGGUGGCAGGGAAGACAUCUCACCAUGGCACAAGAAAGAGUGAUGUUUUCCUAGGAUGGGUUGCCCUAGAUCACGUUGCGUCGCUCUGCCAAAUUCAUUUGCAUGCCCUUGCUCUGGGUGCAAGACAGGUUUUUAUUGACAAGACAGAUGUUUCGAAUAGCCCAAUAUAUUUCUUGAACCUCAUCCACAACCUGCGAAUCAGCGUGACCUUUGCUCCAAACUUUUACCUGACAGCGUUGUCAAAUUUGCUUGACAAAAUGCAAACCUAUACGAGAACAAGUUCAGGCUGGUAUUUGUCAUGCUUGAAGGUCAUAUUUUCAGGAGGAGAAGCGAAUUCUCUGCAAACCUGCAUCAAUGUCACAACCUAUUUGAUAGCCUUGGGCGCGAGGAGAAAUGUUGUGAGCCCGGGAUUUGGCAUGACCGAAACCUGUGCAGGUUCGAUGCAUAACCUCUGCUGCCCAAGCUAUGAUAUCAAAAUGAGUUUUGAAUUUACCUCCGUGGGUCCAUGUGUUCCAGGUAUGGCUGCAAGAGUUGCUGCUGACGACGGCCGUGUCAUCGAAAUCCCCAAUGUUCCCGGCUCUCUGCAGAUUAAAGGGGAAUUAGUGUUUAAAGAAUACUUUAACGAUCCGCUCGCAACGUCUGCCAGCUUUACUAAUGACGGCUGGUUUAUUACUGGUGAUUCUGCCCUCAUCGAUGGUUCUGGCUAUCUACACCUCUGUGGCCGAAUAAAGGAUCUCAUUAUAGUAAACGGAGUGAAUUACUACCCCCAUGAGCUUGAACGUGCUAUUGAAGAAGCCAAACUCCCCUGGUUGAUCCCUACGUAUACAGUCGUCUUCUCUCAUCGCCCCAAUAGCGCCUCAACUAAAAAAGUGGUGGUAGUGUUCGCUCCAGCGUAUGGUCAUACGAGCGCCGGAAGCUUUGCAGCUCCAUUCGAUGCAAUCUCAAAGAUUAACGCCAGGUUAUUUGGGGGCCAAAAAUUGCGGCAGAAUAUCUCGCUGGGGAAUACGAUACUUACUAUGCGACGGCAGCGGAAGCCACAAGACUAUACCAUCAAACCAAUCUAA